ACAUGCAGUUGACUUCCCUCCUCAGGCAGAGCCACCUGGUGGGCCCGCACCGUCCCCUCCGGCACGCUGCAGGACAACAGCAUGCUUUCAGAGACACUGCUGAGCAUCUGUGCCUUUAAAGCUCUGUGAGAAGCGCGCCUCUGUCAGAGCUCCGCUGUCAAACUUCCCACAAGCCCGACGCGCUCGGCGAGUGCGAUCGAGAGCUACCUAGACCACUGCGCCACUGGCUCACCUCACAGCUAGACCCAUGGAAUACUAACUAUGGAAUACCUCUGGAUACUGCUGUUUGUUUUUUUACAGCUAAGCUUCCACCUAGGCAACACAAAGCCCACUAUUAUCCCUAACGAGCCCCACAUCGUUGUUCUGCUCAACCAUCCCAUUGACCUGCGCUGCAAGAGUGAAAACAGGUCACUGUGGUGGCGAGGGAAUCGGAACAAGCCUGUUAAGGCUACGGAGAAAGAUGGGAUGUUGAUAUUGCACUACCCAAAGGCUCAGGCUUUUCAUCGGGGCCGCUACAUCUGCCGGGAUGAGAAAUCCAGUGAGGAAGCCUCCAUUUUCGUCUAUGUGAAAGAUCCUGAGAGACUUUUCAGAAAACCAUUUCUGUCCAGUAUUCUUUAUCGUGAGGGAGACACUGCUAUCAUACCAUGCCACACGACUGAUCCAAGUCUGAGCAGUUUAGGUUUGGAAACAUGCUCCGGAAGAGCCCUCUCCCCUGGUCUCCAGUUUUCUACUAGCUUGGAGCAAGGCAUCUUCAUCUACAAUAUAAAAAAGACUUAUGAGGGAUGCUAUGUGUGCUCAGGGACACUUCAGAAUAAACACAUCAGAUCUGAGGAAUACUCUCUGACAGUUAAUCCAGUGCCUGUUGGUCCUCCUAAAAUCCAGGUGCAGCAUCCCAGGAGAAUAAUUCUAACUCGAAAUCAGAGUCUGUCAAUCACCUGCAAUGCCACAAAUGUCAAUGGAGACCUCAAAGUGAAGUGGACGGCACCACCUGGCUCGGGUGCCGUCUGGUAUCCACAGCAACAACCAAAGGUUGAUGGCACUGCACGUAUCCAGACGGCGAACUACAUUCAUACGCACAGUGCCACACUGCAAAUAGCAGCAGUACGUCCACAAGAUGCUGGGAGUUACAAAUGUGAAGCUGAAAAUGAGAAAGGAAACAGCACGAUGUCGGUGUGGCUGGAUGUUUAUGAAAGGGGAUUUAUCAGCCUAUCAGAAAUCUACAACAGAACCUUCCAUGUUCGAUCAGGUGAGAGUUUGUCAUUGAAAGUUAAAAUGGAGGCAUACCCAAAACCACAUAGCAUCUCCUGGAGCUUCAUGGGCCGCAAACUGAAAAACGCCAGUGACCACGUGAUCAGCAUGGACAGCAAAGACUACAGUUACAGCAGCGAGCUGAGGCUGGUUCGGCUCAAGGUAGCAGAAGGUGGCAUUUAUACCUUUGAAGCCUCCAACGGCGCCAUGGUGGUAAAUCAGACCUUCACCAUCUUUGUAAUCAGUAAGCCUGAGAUUAUAUCUUAUGAGGGCCCAGUGGAUGGACAGGUGCGCUGUGUGGCUGAAGGAUACCCUGCCCCCCAGAUCAAAUGGUACUACUGUGAGCAUUACGUCAGGUGCUCCCAACAGAAGAAUGGCACCCAGGAGGAACAAAAUGUCAAUACAGUCACAUUGGUCAGCCCUGCGUUUGGGAAGACGGGGGUGGAGAGUCGAGUCAACAUCAACGGAGGAAGAUUUAAUACUCUGGAGUGUGUCGCCACAGCUGAGGGAGAGCAAGCCUUUAUACUGUUUUCUAUAAGUGAGAAAAGCGUUAUGCACGAUCUAUUCAGUCCUCUGCUGAUUGGGUUCAUAUCAGCAGCAGGCAUCCUCUGCCUCAUUGUUAUCAUGCUAUUCUACAAGUACAUGCAGAAACCAAAAUACCAGAUUCAAUGGAAAGUAAUUGAAGGAAUCCACGGAAACAACUACGUGUAUAUUGACCCCACGCAGCUGCCGUACGAUCACCAGUGGGAGUUCCCACGGAGCAACUUGCGUUUCGGGAAGACACUGGGAUCUGGUGCAUUUGGAAAAGUGGUUGAAGCCACCGCGUAUGGACUUGCCAAUGCUGAUUCUGUCAUGACGGUGGCAGUGAAAAUGCUCAAGUCCAGCGCUCACGCCACAGAGAAGGAGGCCCUGAUGUCGGAGCUGAAAGUCCUCAGUUACUUGGGAAACCACAUAAACAUUGUCAACCUGCUCGGAGCCUGCACUGUUGGAGGCCCUACACUGGUUAUUACUGAAUACUGCUGCUUUGGAGAUCUUCUUAAUUUUCUCCGGCGAAAGAGAGAGUCUUUCAUCACCUAUAAGCUGGAGGAAAACUAUUACUACCGCAACCUCAUGCAACAGAGAGUUGCAGAAGGAACGUGCGUGGGAGAGUAUUUGGACGGCAGGUCUCAGCUCAGACCAGACUGCUCCUUUCCUCUUCACAGUGACAGCUUGAAUGGCUACAUGAGCAUGAGGCCUUCUGUUGCUGGCAACCGACUGUCGAGCUCGUCCUCUGAGCGGAGACAGUCACUACGCAAAGGUGGCCAAUACGUCGAAGCUGACAAAGAGGGUGAUAUGUUCGAUGAGGAUGAUAUGUCUCUCGACACAGAAGAUCUCUUAAGCUUCUCAUACCAAGUGGCCAAAGGCAUGGAGUUCUUAGCUUCCAAAAAUUGCAUUCACAGAGACCUUGCUGCUCGAAACAUCCUAUUGACCCAAGGAAGAGUGGCAAAGAUCUGUGAUUUUGGCCUAGCUAGAGACAUCACCACAGACUCAAACUAUGUCGUCAAGGGUAAUGCUCGUCUGCCUGUGAAGUGGAUGUCUCCAGAAAGCAUCUUCGAAUGCGUGUAUACGUUUGAGAGUGAUGUGUGGUCUUAUGGCAUCUUGCUUUGGGAAAUCUUCUCCUUGGGAAACAGCCCUUAUCCUGGUAUGCCCGUAGAUGCCAAAUUCUACAAACAGAUAAAAGAAGGAUACAGAAUGGAUGCUCCUGAGUUUGCACCUAAUGAAAUGUAUCAGAUUAUGAGCUCCUGCUGGGAUGCUGACCCCUUCAAGAGACCUCCCUUCAGGAAGGUGGUUGAGAGCAUUGAGCAACUGCUGUCAGAUGCCACUAAACAUAUUUAUUUGAACUUCAGUUCCAGACUCCCUUUGUUGCCUAGAGUGAGGGAGGAGCCCAGUUCUCAGAACACAGCAGCUCACAGCUCUCACCCAGCCAGCAGUAAGAGCACUCCAACACAGCCCUUACUGGUUCAGCAUGAAGUCCUCAUAGAGGGGACAAUCCUUCAUGCCCAUUGGGUGUAAGGACUCAUCGGACUUGUUUGGCUGCCUCAAAGUGCCUGUCAUGUUACGCCACAAAUCAUCCAACUACAACAUCUGUCUGCCUCCCCGUUACCAGCAAAAAUGGUUCUCAGAAGAGUAAAUGCACCUCUGACAAGAUGACAAGAGAGAACCUCUGUGGAUAAAUGGUUUUAAACUUUGCAAUCACUAUCCUUGCCUACUGAGUGGUGGGUGGACACUUGGGCUAUUGCUCACAAUCUGAAGAACUUUGAAGACACCACGGAGGGUAGAUGAUCAUCAACCAUUAUUCUAACUGUUUCACAACUUAUUAUACUGUUACAUGUUUCCACAUUUCCUUUACAUUGAAGUUGUAUCAUUAACCUUUUUCUUUGGGGGGGGAUCCACAUCCAGCAGCUAUCUUAUAUAAUUUAGAGUUCUUUUACUUUUUAAUUAUGGUGUCUUUGGUUAUUCUCUAAUGUUUUUUUUUUUCUAUCAUGGUUCACCUUUUGCAGUUUCUUUGGCUGUUGCAGUUGUUGGGUGGAAAACAAAGCACUUGAGGCACUUAAACUUUAUUCUAUACACAACAUGAUGCAGAUAAUAUAACUUUUGUCGUUUGUUUUUUUUAUCACUUUAACUGUCAGUAUUAUUUUCCAACUGUUCAGAUAUAUGCUGUAUGAAAAAUAUUCUUUCAGGGGCCAAUUCUAAUUUACAUAUGAUGACAUGGUUACAUGUAUAAGCUACUAGGAAACAUUGUCGAAGACAUGUCCAUAAGUGCUUCAAGUAUAUUAGGAUGUAGAUCUGGGAUGGUAGCUACUUAAAGGGCAAAUACAUUUUUGGAAUUUGUUUGCAAAUAACAUGACUAGUGCAUGACUGCAGAAACAACAUACGUAGAUGUAGAUAUGGUAUGCAACUCUUUAUGCUUUGUUACUCACUGACAGCUGGGCUGCGAGAGGUAGAGAUCUCUUGUAAAGAUGUAUGUAACUGUUCCCUCCUUCAUCUCUCGCUGUAUAUUUGUUCACAAACAUGAGGUAGGUACUGCCAGUUUUCAGAUUAGUGUCUCUGCUUUUUCCCCUCCGUUUAUUCAUGAAUGGUUUGGAGACUGUUUUCACCAACCCAGACUGGUGUGCUGUCUUUCCACGCUAGCCGUGCAGUUCCUCAAGUGUAUAUCAUACUUUAAGCAAAGGUGAACCUGAUGUGAUACGCCAUUAAGUGGAUUGCAGUAUUCCCCAAGGUGAGAGGAGCAAGAGAAAAACAGAGGCUUGUCAUAGCUUUUUGUUGAGACGGUGACACUCGGUGUGGAACUUAUUGUGUCCGCUGUCUCAUUGUUCUCAGCUUAGUAGCUGGUUUCCUUGCCUUCCCUCUCUUCUUUUGUCGUCCAGUUGUUUCCUCUAUCGGAAGUGGGGUUUUCAGCACUUCUUAGCCAGUUGUCUGGAGUGGUACCGGCAUCUCUCCCAGCUGUGGAUGUUAUUCCAAGGAGUGCAAGGAAAGUGUCCUGUUUGCUUUGACAAACACGUGUGCGAGUGUGUUUGUGCGUAUGAGAGAGAAUGCACGUCCUCCUUUGUGUGAAUGUCUGUAUGCGUGCAUAGAUUAGUUGACUUACUGUCAUGAGGUGCCACUACAACAGAUUCAUCAAGUCACUUAGCUUACUAAAAACUCCACAGUCUUACUCUUCUUGUUUUUUUGUAAAUAUAGAUGUUCGUUCAUUAUAAAGUAACUUCAGUACUUUUGAAGAUGUCUAUCUUAAUGAAGAAACGGUACCGUGAUACAGAAAUUGAUAUGCUUUAUUUUCUUAUACUGUAGGUGCACAGAUUUCCCUCUGUUGAUUAAACAAGGGAAUCUGCCUGUGGCUCUUCUCACUGUGACAUCUUUAUCAUAAAAUAUUUGUAUUUGAUGUUUUCUCUUAAAGGAAUAGUACACCCAAAACAUGAUUAGCCUUCAUUUUCUACUCACCCCCAUGCUGAACAACACU
Cyprinodon variegatus (sheepshead minnow) is the source of this 5245-nucleotide messenger RNA. RefSeq names its product v-kit Hardy-Zuckerman 4 feline sarcoma viral oncogene homolog (gene kita). Bases 262 to 3300 code for a protein of 1012 amino acids. Gene Ontology annotation, cellular component: signaling receptor complex. The record is from RefSeq and is a predicted model, not a curated record. NCBI's taxonomy places the organism in Eukaryota, Metazoa, Chordata, Actinopteri, Cyprinodontiformes, Cyprinodontidae. Gene Ontology annotation, biological process: positive regulation of cell migration; protein phosphorylation; multicellular organism development. Gene Ontology annotation, molecular function: ATP binding; cytokine binding; transmembrane receptor protein tyrosine kinase activity. The transcript is spliced from 21 exons.